Molecule: messenger RNA, 3175 nt
Organism: Planococcus citri (citrus mealybug)
Lineage: Eukaryota; Metazoa; Arthropoda; Insecta; Hemiptera; Pseudococcidae
Gene: Kank
Product: kank
Exons: 10
Coding region: 397-2733 (778 amino acids)
Biological process (GO): negative regulation of actin filament polymerization
Cellular component (GO): cytoplasm; cytoskeleton
Molecular function (GO): protein binding
Source: RefSeq, a predicted model, not a curated record
UGUUGGACGGCGGUUGCGUUCGCCGGUUCACGUUCGGCUUCGCGAUUUGGAUUCGCUUUUGCUUUCGAUUUCGAUCGCGAUUCGCGCGAUCGCGAAACUACGAUCAGUGUGUGUUGCGAUGUAUGGUAGUGGUGGUGGCGGUUGUGAAUGCGAUGCAGUCGAUCGCGUGAAAAUUCGUAGUUUUUCAUCGUACUCGUAGUACCUGUCGCUGGUAGUGUUUUUAAGUAUUGUAUUUCCAAGUGCUCAAGUGUUGUGUACCUGUGGUGUGUAUGUGCUGAAAAAAAUAAUAUUCAUAUGAAAUGAUCAAGGUUGUAAUACUACGUCGACCAAGGACACCUAAUUCGUAACAUGCUAGCUGUGUGUAAUUAACAAUACCUUAACUAAAAAAAGACCACGAUGUCAGGUUUAAUAACGAACGGUAAAUAUUGGACGACGGAAUGCAUCAGGCAUCCAAAACGCAGAUUAUGCACGUGUUGUCCAAAUGGAAUGCAUAUCGAUGUAGAUUUCGACAUAUUUUAUAAAACUUUAACCAAAAUGCAACGUAACAAUGUAGAAUCACCGACUAAACAAUUCAAGUACUUUAAACGAAAACAAGAGCCGACGUUCGACGCAUUGCUCGGAUCGCAGAAUCAUCCAACCAGCAACAUCGAUGAGAUCGUUUACAAGAGCAGAGAUAUGCCGGCGAAAGCUUCACCGGAUGUUCAAGAGUCACUGGAACAAGCUCUGCACGAUUUCGAAGAAACCUUGAUACGGUCGUGUACUACUGAUUCUAGAUCUCCAAUCACGUCGCCUUUGCUUAGUAAUCAUUUCAGUAGUUCUUUGUCUUUGCGAAGCGAUACAAAAUCGGAUUACACAUAUAAGCCGAUAAAUGGCGAAAGAGAGAAAUACGUGAACGGAGAUAUCAAUUUUACAACGACGACGACGCAGAGCACGGCCACGAUGACAGUAUCGCCAAAAAAGCCACAGUUCAAGGAAACCGGAAUCAACUGCUCGGUUAUCACUAGAGAUGUGGGUACGAAUUACAGUCUAUUCAAUCACGUCAACGUAGCCACAAAUACUUCGCUGGAUACUACGGAUUCUCAAACGAUGACUGAACUUUCAUCACCGGAACAACCCAGACGUAAAUUUAGUCUGACGCAGAUUUUUAACGAUGCAAAAAAAUCAAAUUUCACUUCAGUUGGUACCCAAACGUUCAACAAAAUCACACUUUUAGAAAUAAUUGAAAAAAGAGACACCGGUAUACAAACUGAACCCGAUACCCGGACUGAAUGCACAUUGAAGAAUAUCUUCGAUGGUAAAUAUAAAAGAAAUCGAUCGGUGGCGACGUCUACGCAAGAUCUACCAAAUUCAACUCCACAUUCCAGUGGACUUACUCAACUACAGACUGAUCUAAUAAAUUUAAAACGAACUUAUUCCAAAUACUGCCAAACGAAAGAUGUUAUCGUUAAGGAAAAUGUUCUAUGUACGAAACGAGGGUGUCAGACGGAUCAGAUACCAGUACCUCGAACGAAAGAGUCCGGUGUCAAUACGAUUAAGAAAAAAUUAGUCGACGCGUCCACUGAGACGUCUUUCAGUACGCCUGUAUUGUGCGAAAAAUGCCAAACGAGCAACUUAUCCAAUUUGGGUAAGGAUAGUCCGUUAUCUGUAUCGAAAAUACCGCGACCAAAAAGCAUACCUAUCGCGCCUCAUAACAGGAAGAAAUUAAUGAGACAAGAUACUUACGUCAAAAUACCAGCUCAAGAUGAACAAAUCAAGAAAUCGGAUAUCGUUAAAUCGCCGGAAUCUAAAACUCCCACGAGUGACAGUCGUUCUCAGAACGAAUUCGCUGAAGAGACAUUCUUCCAACCAAUCUCAGAUAAUAAGAUUAAAGCUGAACCCAGUACUGAAAUGAAAGCUGCGAUGAAAGUUCUAAAUGAUUCACUUCACAAACCAACAUUCUCAAAACUGAAACAAACUACUCUGAAGAACGCAAUAUCUGUAAUUCAACAAGAAUGGUUCAAAAUAUCCAGUUUAAGUAUCGCAGAUCCUUUAGUUGUCGAAGACUACCUGGAUGCCAUUGAGGAAAUCUCCACCAGCUUAUUAGAAUACGUGGUUAAUAUGCGAGAUGGAGCCGGUAACACAGCGAUGCAUUAUGCUGUAUCUCAUGGCAACUUCGACGUUGUUUCGAUUCUACUCGAUUCUAAAGUUUGCGAUAUAAACGUAGUCAACGACGCUGGAUAUACUUGUAUAAUGCUCGUUUCAUUGGCCGAAAUAAAAUCUUCAACUCAUUGUGAUGUUAUCAGACGUUUGUUCCAAAUGGCCGAUAUAAAUUUAAAAGCUAAAAAGCAUGGUCAGACUACUUUGAUGUUAGCCGCAUCCCAUGGUAAACUGGACGUUGUAAAUUUACUACUUGAAUGCGGCGCUGAUGUCAAUAUUCAAGACGAUGAUGGUAGUACAGCUCUUAUGUGUGCUGCUGAGCACGGUUAUUUGGAUAUCGUAAAUGCUCUAUCUUCGCAUCCAGAAUGUGAUUUAACCAUUAAAGAUAACGAUGGCAGUAAUGCAUUGACCAUUGCAAUGGAAGCCGGCCAUCGAGAGAUCGGUAUCGCUCUGUAUGCUCGUCAACAUUUCGCUGAUAUGAAUUCAAACGGAUCCAAAGAGAAACGAUCGAGAAGUGCUAAUCCAAUUCUAAUGGAACAUCGAACGCGAACUCCAUCGUUGAAAUCUACCCCAUCUUCGCCUUCAGCUGCUUUGUGAUACUGUGAUAAACUCUACGAUGGUUUCCAAUCAUUAUGAUAGCCAAAAUUGAAAAAAUUCGAUUCGCUUUCGUACUAGUGUGAAGUAGUUGUGUGCAAUGAAACUUACUUAUGUGGUAUAGAUGAAGAAGUAACGGUCAACAUAUCAGGAUUAAUAUUAUGUCAAUUAUACGUUUAACAUUUCCGAUGUGUUGCUUAAUACCGAUGUAAAUAUGACUGACGAGCAUUCCAAUAUUUUCUCUUUGUUCCUCGAUACAUUUUCCAUUUUAGAUUAGAUCUUGGCCAUAUGUAUUUUUUUUUUACUAAUUUAUAACUUCUCUAAUUGUUGAUGGUAAUUAAAAAAGAUAUCGUUUUUAUGUCGUGUCCAUUUGUGAUGUUAUAUUUAUUAUUGUAUUGUUAUGUUUAAAUAAUAAUCCUUUAAGAAAUUGUUAUUCCGAAUCGAA